Oncorhynchus masou masou (cherry salmon) is the source of this 643-nucleotide messenger RNA. RefSeq names its product broad substrate specificity ATP-binding cassette transporter ABCG2-like. Bases 74 to 643 code for a protein of 189 amino acids. The record is from RefSeq and is a predicted model, not a curated record. Gene Ontology annotation, biological process: transmembrane transport. Gene Ontology annotation, molecular function: ATPase-coupled transmembrane transporter activity; ATP binding; ATP hydrolysis activity. NCBI's taxonomy places the organism in Eukaryota, Metazoa, Chordata, Actinopteri, Salmoniformes, Salmonidae. The transcript has 6 exons. Gene Ontology annotation, cellular component: plasma membrane.
CUGUCAUGGAGAGCAAUGGACUCGUCGCAAGAGAGGACCUGAGAAACACAUCCUCAAAGACGUCAGCGGCAUCAUGAGACCAGGGAUGAACGCCAUCAUGGGGCCAACAGGAAGUGGAAAAACAUCUCUCCUGGAUGUGAUAGCAGGUCGUAAGGACCCAGCAGGGUUGAAGUUUGGUCAGGUUCUGAUCGAUGGGAAGAUGGUGACCUCUGACCUCCGACUCAUAUCUGCCUACGUGGUGCAGGAUGAUAUAUUGAUGGGAACCCUGUCAGUGAGAGAGAACUUGUUGUUCAGUGUGAACCUGAGACUAGACCCUCGACAUUAUUCUACAGCUGACAAACAGCAGAGAGUGGACAGCAUCAUAGAGGACCUGGGUCUACAGGACUGUGCCCACACCAAGAUAGGAACAGAGUUCCUGCGUGGUGUGUCUGGGGAGAGAGGGAAGAGGUGCAGCAUUGGUAUGGAGCUCAUUACUUCUCCUCGUCUUCUGUUCCUGGAUGAACCCACCACUGGUCUGGGACUUAAUACUGCUAACCACAUCAUCAACCUACUGCACAGCCGGUUUGACCACCUGACCCUGAUGCACCGAGGAGAGUUGGUGUACGUUUGGAGCUGCUGGGAAGGCCCUGAGCUACUUCACUGA